Molecule: messenger RNA, 252 nt
Organism: Stereum hirsutum FP-91666 SS1
Lineage: Eukaryota; Fungi; Basidiomycota; Agaricomycetes; Russulales; Stereaceae
Exons: 2
Biological process (GO): cell differentiation; regulation of transcription by RNA polymerase II; anatomical structure morphogenesis
Molecular function (GO): DNA-binding transcription factor activity, RNA polymerase II-specific; RNA polymerase II cis-regulatory region sequence-specific DNA binding
Source: RefSeq, a predicted model, not a curated record
UAUAUUAAGAGGCCGGCGAAUUCGUUCAUCUUGUUUAGGAAGGACUUUAUGCAAGGGGAGUAUGCGAGGAUGAGCAGGGAGGAGAAGGCACUGGUGCAGGAGAUGCAGAUUCAUACUGUCAUCUCCGAGAAAUGGAGAGCGCUCACGCCAUCCGAGAGGGCUUUCUGGGACGCCAAAGCAGCAGAGGCGAAAGCAGAACAUAUGCGCAACAAUCCGGAGUACAGGUAUCAACCAACGAAGAAGCCCGCCGGC